AUGUCGAGCUCCGAGGAGUCAGACCAGUUGGGCUAUUUGGCUGCGCCGUCCGAAACUGACGAAUCCGUUUCGGAGGAACUGGAUCAAGACUCGGACGGCGAGCCAUGCGACAAAGACGAGGCCGCGAAAUCCAGCCAAUUUUUUGACCUAGAGGCCGCCGGCUCGGAUGAUGAGACGUCCGGAUCUGAACAGAGCAGCAUUUGGGAUGACAACGUUGGUCUCGACACGUGGGCAGACGAUUUCUUCUUCCCCCAGUUUCGAAGCCUUCCUUUUGAGCUCCGCCAUCGUAUCUGGCAAUUUUUCUGCCCAGACAUCGCUGUCAAGUCACGCGUGUAUUGGUUCGAGGCCCAUACCCGUUACCGGAGAGAUGGAUUUGAGAAGAUGGUAGUCGUGGAGGGCCCGUUCCUGGAACAGCAAACACGUCCGGUCCGCUCCCUGCUGGCCAUCCAUCGCGAGACCCGCGAACUCGCGCUGAAGGCCCUACCGGACACCAUAUCCUUUGGGAGACGUGGCGUCAUCAGGUUCAAUUCCGCAAACGAUGUUGUUUUUCUCGGUUCUCUAGAGGUGGCGAUGUUGGAUUUCGAGGUGAUGCCCCGGCUUCGGGGCUUCAGCGAGCAUAUCCGCCAUUUGGCCGUGGAUCCCGCCGUGCUCAGCGAUCUGGGUAGUCGACCCUCGGUGCUCUUUGAGGCUUUCAAGAAUCUGAGGGCGGUUUACUACCUCGUCAGCCCUGGCGAGCACGACCCGCGCAAUCUGCGUUGGUGCACCUCUGAUAAGGUCAAGCGCUACUACGUCACUACGUUCGAGGAGGAGCCGGGCCUCGGCGAGGACGGACAACAUCUGUAUUGCUGGCCCGAUAUUGAAAACCACGUAAAUUUCGCCGAGGCUGAAGUGCCCUUGGACGGGUUGGCGAAUGAUCUUCUGAUGCGGGAUGACCCGCUUCACAUCAAGGGGGUGGAAUUCAACGGCACGCCCAUCUGGCCGAUGGUGCAGUUCUUGUGGGACUCUGACCGGCGUCGAUUCGAUGAUCUACAAGCAUGGGAUGGUGAAGGGACGCUGGAGUGGGAGUCAUCCGAGGGCCCGGACGACGACGACGACGACGACGACGACGAACUGGAUGAUUAUGAAAGCGAAGGAAUCGACGACUUCGAUAUCAGCGAAGACGAUCAGACCUCCGAUGGUGAGGAAUCGGAUGUUCUGCAUGAUGAUUACAGCGACCAGGACAGAGAUGUUGUCGGGCAAGGGGCGAUUGAUCUCGCAGGAGGCGAGAGCGAGGACAUGGCCCGGUUUUCCAGCCCCGAGCAAUCAUCUGAUACUCUUCGGGAAUCAGAAGACUCGGCGCAAGAAUCAGAUUUGGCGGGCCCUCGCGCAAGAAGACUCAAGCGUUCAAGAGCACGUGUGGUGGAUUCCGAUUCGGAGGAGGAUUCUGAGGCACCCAUUCCUCAGAAGAGAGUACGCAUGCAUGGUGCUCGACACAGCUCAGUCGUGCUGUCUAGUAGCGACGAGGAAGACGCGAGGCCAAGAAAGCGACAGAAUCGUCGAACCCGCGCGGUUGCCCCCAGCGAUGAGGAGGACAAGGAGGACGACGACGAAGACGACGAAGCUGACAGUGAUGUUGGCCAGGGUCAAAACAGUAGGAAUGAUCGGUCCGGUACCUCCAGCUCGGAGGAUGACGACGAGGAACCUGACAACGAAGCUACCCUCUCCAGACCGCGCUCCCUCGCCGAGAAGCUACAAUUGCACCGGAAACUGAAACCAAUCGCGCCGUCAUCCUCGGACGACGACUCCAGUUCGAAGGAGAUGAGCGAGGAUAACCACGAUCGACGAGUUUAUUAUGCGGAUUUUCAAGAUGAUGAAGAGGGCGAAGAGGCCUCCGGAGACGGCGGCCCGCAUGAUGAAUAUGAUCUCGAGGAGGAAGAUGAAGACCAGGAGGACGAUGAAUAUUGA
This is a messenger RNA of Thermothelomyces thermophilus ATCC 42464, 1944 nucleotides long. RefSeq lists its product as uncharacterized. NCBI's taxonomy places the organism in Eukaryota, Fungi, Ascomycota, Sordariomycetes, Sordariales, Chaetomiaceae. The coding region runs from base 1 to 1944 and encodes 647 amino acids. The record is from RefSeq and is a predicted model, not a curated record. The transcript has a single exon.